UAAAAGGCGAUGUCCGACUCGAGCUCUAGCGAGGAUGAAGGUGACUUCUGUACGUCACGACCAGGAGGUCAGUUAGGUCAAUGGUCAGCAAUACCAAAUGGCCAUGUCGGCUCUCCAUCCCGGGGGAAAGCUAGCAAGGGUGGCAACGUGAACUCGGAAAGAUUAGACUUAUCUACAAUCUGCAGAGAUGAGGAGGAUACUCGCCUAUUGGCUAGAUUAUUGAAAUGUAACAAAGGAAAAGAGGUGGUUGCUGAAUUAGAGGAAAAACUCUGCUGUAAAUUACACAUUAAAUACAAAACAAGGCCUAAACGUCGCUUAGUAACAAAACGUCCAAGAUCACGCCGAUGUCAAUCACCACAAGUGGUAUGUCAAUCCUCACCUCGACUCUUUUUCGGAGGAAGAAGUAUAUCAAUGUCAGAAACCCCAGAAUACAGGUCAACGUCCUCAAUCAUUAAUAAUGUAGAGGUCAAGGUCAAACAAGGUGACAUCGCCAAAGAAACGGCAGACGUCAUUGUCAAUGUGGUUGGACCAGAUCUCGAUUUUCAGAAGAGCCUCAUUUCUAAAUCACUUUGUAAGGCUGGAGGAAGUACCCUGAUUAAGGCUCUGAAGGAUUCUAAAUCAAAGCUUGGCAGCUCCCGCAUCAUUACAACAGUUGGCGGAAACUUGAAUUGUCAAUUUGUGUUUACACUAGUACUUCAUCCUUGGACAGACGUAAACGCCCAAAAGGAAUUUCCGCAGAUCAUGGAUGAAUGCUUUCAGUUGUGUAUCCAAAGUGGCAUGACAUCCAUAUCACUACCGCUGUUAGGCUGUGGCCGGAUGUUGCAGUAUCCAUUACAAACGGCAGCAGACAUCAUGGUGCAGAGCGCCUGUAAAGCUUUAUCCAAAGGCGGGCUCCAGGGAAUAACGUUCGUUCAAUAUAGUCCACCAGAAUAUGACGCCAUGACACAAGCACUACGUCAGAAUAGUGGCGCCACAGGUGGCACGGCGGCUGCCAAUGGUGAAGGUGACAGCGACGAUGUGGAUGCCAUUGGUUGCUCUAUAACUGUGUCGACGUUUUCUAAAACGAGACCAAACGUUGUGUCUCGGAUUCUCUCAGGAAUAAAAGACAGAUUACUGUGUACUGAUAAUAUUCAAAAUCCCCAAAAUAAAUGUUUACCUCUUCGAAUCAAGGGGCGUAUUCACGAGGUCGCUUCAAAAAAAGGACAGCGACAUAUAAGACUCGACAUAGAUCAGAAGACUGGCAAUAUAGAGUUAAGAGGUGAAAGGGAUCACAUUAAAAAGUGCAAAUAUGAAAUAAUACCUCUACUUUCUGGUACUGUGAACACUUCUGACCAGCUUAAAUGUUCACCCGAGUUUUGGUCAAGUCUUGCACAUGAGUACACUCAAACGCCGCCCUAUUGGUCACACUUUCCUAGGUGUCGCCCAAUGCCAGAGGUAUUUAAAUUAUUCCAGGCCAAUCGUCAGCCGAUGGUAGUGCCUGUGGAUAGAGAUACUGACGCUGCUGUAAGGAGCCUCGUUCACAGCACAUGGCAGAAAGAAAAUGUAGGUCAAGGACGAGAUGCUGUCGGCUUGUCUCACACAUCCCUCAAGAUUCACAAGGUAGAAAGAAUAGAAAAUCUCGGACUGUUCGCAAAAUAUGCCAUCAAACGUCAGGAAUUCUUCCGUGCUCUCUCAGAUGACGAAACAUACCAUCUUCCUAAAAUUGAGGAUGUUCUGCCUUCAGGAAUGCCGAUGCAGUGUAGAGGACCAAUAGAUACCUAUGCAAAGUUAACAAAACCGUUAAAAGAAGAAAUUUUCCCAGAAAUUAAUGAACAUUAUCUUUUUCAUGGAACCAAACCAGAGGUUUUACAGACCAUCAUUCAUCAAGGUCUGGACUUUAGAAUGAGCAGUGAUAAAGCAAUGUUUGGAAUGGGAAUUUAUGGCGCUGAAAGUUCUACAAAAGCGGAUCAAUACGUGGACGCCAAAACCAACAGAACUCCUGGAACGAAGAAAAUGCUUUUGAUGCGGAUGUUGCUGGGAAAAUCGUAUCUUUGUCUGGACCCAAACCCCAAAAAGUACAGACGACCUCCAUGCACUAGUUCCGGUUGUCGGCGUGACGAUUGUGUUGAUAUGCAUGACCGAUUCGAUAGCGUCAUUGGAGACGGACAGUGGUUAUUCCGGGAAUUCGUAGUGUAUGCCGUUGAUCAAUGUUAUCCGGAAUAUAUUAUCACUUACGAAAGAAAAUAACCUUGUAUCCUGUUCCAUUACAAAUCACGAGACUUAAAACUGAAGUGUACGGUGGUCGAUUACGGAACGACAAUUUCGAACGUACAGUACAUGAUGAAUGACAGCCCUGAACUAACAGAUAUAUCUGCUAUGCUGAUAUGCUAGUAUCUAACCAUGGUCCAUGUUGUUAGUUUAUUUGAGCCAAAUGACUUAAUUAAAUUGGUUUAAUCAGCAAACCAAACAAUAAAUCAGUCACAUUAAUUAAUUGUAUUCAAUAAAAACUAUCUGUAAAUAUUUCACAGAUGCUACUGUUCAAUCGAAUUUUAAUUUUUACGUGGAAAAAAGAUGCAUAUGAAUUACACUCUGUGUAAAACGUACCAAAAUCUAAUCAAAAUUAAAGCCACAUUAGAAUUUUUCCACUCUUUCUUCCGCAUGCUGAGAUUUUUAAUAC
Saccostrea echinata is the source of this 2656-nucleotide messenger RNA. RefSeq lists its product as uncharacterized. Bases 10 to 2226 code for a protein of 738 amino acids. Lineage: Eukaryota; Metazoa; Mollusca; Bivalvia; Ostreida; Ostreidae. Gene Ontology annotation, cellular component: nucleus; cytoplasm. The transcript has 10 exons. The record is from RefSeq and is a predicted model, not a curated record. Gene Ontology annotation, biological process: negative regulation of gene expression. Gene Ontology annotation, molecular function: NAD+ poly-ADP-ribosyltransferase activity; transcription corepressor activity.